This is a messenger RNA of Ruditapes philippinarum (Manila clam), 3807 nucleotides long. RefSeq lists its product as uncharacterized. The coding region runs from base 7 to 3807 and encodes 1266 amino acids. NCBI's taxonomy places the organism in Eukaryota, Metazoa, Mollusca, Bivalvia, Venerida, Veneridae. The transcript is spliced from 9 exons. The record is from RefSeq and is a predicted model, not a curated record.
AAUCGAAUGGUGGAUGUUGCAAUAAUCGCAGACAUUUCAGAGAGUAUAAAUGAUACACCAAACAACAUUUUUUACCUCCUUGAUUUUAUAAGAAAUAUAAUAAACAGUUCAUCUGUUGAUUCAGGAGAUGUGAGGUUUGCAUUGUCUCUCUAUAGUCACGUUGUCUAUAACUACUUCCAUUUCAACACUCAUACAACUGUCGCUCAGAUGAUCGCAGAUAUCAACACAACACCAUUACCAAACUAUGGUGGCACGAACACCGGUGACGCACUUCAGCAUUUGCAUAGUCAAGUAUUCCAAACAUCUAUGGGUGAUCGUGGUGCUGCACCAAAUAUAGCCAUCGUUAUAACAGACGGAAAAUCGUCGGACAAUGCCCAUACAGUCGAACAAGCAAACAUUCUAAAGAAUCAAGGUGUCCAUAUCAUUGUAAUUGGUAUUGGAAACAAUAUAGAUACUGUAGAACUUCAUCAGGUAGCAUCGGAUCCAACGUUUGAGAAUAUCUUUAAUGUCUACGAUUUUUACGAACUGUUCACCAUUCAAAAUGUCAUCGAAGAAAAGUUUAUAGAGGAAUGCACAGAAUUUCCUGACACACCUUAUUGUGGGUAUCAUCAAUACAACCCGUUCGAGUAUGCUUGUUGCGAUGGUCAUUUGGUAGCAAUAACAGAUCCAACAAAACAUCAAUGCUGUGGUUAUGGAGCUUAUGCAACAUUGUACAAUUCUGUCAAUCAAGUUUGUUGCAACGGACAAGCUAUAGAUAUAACACUCCAAGGUGCAAAUAUGUGCUGUGGAAGCAGUCUUUACAAUCCAUAUACAGGAAAGUGUUGUGGUGGAACAGUUGUUAGCAAUAACAUGGAAUGUUGUGGUGAUACAUUUGCUUUCAAUAGCGCCAUACAAAUAUGCUGUAAUGGGUCGGUCCAACCGAUACAUGGACUUGGGACAACAGCAUGCUGUGGAACUCAGAGUUAUGACACUCGAUGUGAUCAAUGUUACUAUGGCGUAGUAGGUCUUCGUUAUGAUGAAAAAACAGAGCUAUGUUGUGAUGGUGUCAUUAGUCCAAAAUUGUACCCGUAUUCUUGUUGCUGUGGCAGCAAUGUGAUAGAUGCUUCUGUUGCAACAUGCUGCAAUGGGGUGCCGGAACCAAGACCUGCCUGGGAUAAUUCAAUCUGCUGUCACUGUAUCAAUCAGAAGGUUGAUCUGGCAAUCGUAGCAGAUAUGUCUGAGAGUGUAAAUGAUGCUACAAACAAAGGUCAGGUCGUUAUUGACUUUAUCAUCAAUAUUAUUAACAACAGCGAUAUUGAUACCAAUAAUGUACAUGUCGCUGUAUCAAUAUUUACGCAUAACAUCCAGAAUCUGUUCUUCUUCAAUUCAUACUCCACACGACAAGAUAUGAUAAAUGACAUACAAGCUACACAAAUUUAUUUUGGAGGAACAAACACUGGUGGAGCACUUCAGAAUUUACAUUCACAAGUUUUUACUCCUGUGAGAGGUGAUCGUGCAGACGCACCAGAUAUAGCAAUAGUGGUAACUGACGGCAAAUCUAACAACGAAACUGAUACAAUGCUACAAGCUGCUGAAGUCAAAGCAAGAGGAAUACACGUAAUUGGUGUUGGAAUCGGUCUUACAGAUAUAUCUGAACUUAAUGUUAUAGCUUCCCCUCCAAGUCACCUAAAUGUUUUUAACGUGGAUGACUUUUUCCAAUUAAAUUCAAUCAUAGGAGAUAUCGAGGCAAUGUUCGUCGAAAAUUGUACAGAUACGCCGGACUUGUUAUAUUGCGGGGUCAUGCAAUACGACCCACAUGCCCAUGUUUGCUGUGGUGGUACUUUAUUAAUCGUUACAAACCAAAACGCAAGAAGUUGUUGUGGCGCUCAUCUUUUCGAUGAUUCCGCUGCUGUCUGUUGCAAUGGGAACGUAGUUCCAAUUCUUUAUGCUGGACAGACUUCAUGUUGUGGAAGUGUUUCUUUAUUCAAUCCAUUGAUGGAAAAAUGUUGCGAUGGAAAUGUUAUAAGUAUAUCAAUGGAAUGUUGUGGGUCCGGGUUGUACUUUGAUAACAUCACCCAGAUAUGCUGCGAGGGUACAGUGCAACCAAUGCAUGAUAUAGGAACCACUGCAUGUUGUGGAACGCAUAGUUACGAUACUCAUUGUAACAGGUGUUCACAAAGAAGCGUAAUACUUGGAUAUGAUGAAGAAACUGAAUUGUGUUGUAAUGGUGUAAUUCAGCAAAGACUCUACACAUAUUCUUGUUGUUGCGGACAUACUGUUAUAGAUGCUUCUGUGAAUACUUGCUGCGAGGGUUCAAUUAUUGAAAGGCCUCCUUGGGACAGUAGUCGUUGUUGCCAUUGUACUAGCCAAAAGAUAGAUGUUGCCUUUGUUGUGGACUUUUCUGAAAGUGUACAUGACUAUUCAUCUGAUGUCAUUAUUUUGAUAGAUUUCAUAAAAAAUCUUAUAAAUAUGGCUGACGUAGACACAAAUAAUGUACGUGUUGCAUUAUCUGUCUACACACACGAAGUUUUAAAUUACUUCUUUUUAAAUACAUAUCAAACAAGGGCACAGAUGAUAGACUAUAUUCAAUCAGCAUCAUUUCCACAAGGAGGAACCAACACAGGAGCAGCUCUUGAAAAUCUGUACACGACUGUUUUUAAAACAAAUAAAGGAGAUCGUUUGGAUGUACCAAAUAUUGCUGUAAUUAUCACUGAUGGUAAAUCUAACAAUAAUACAGAUACUGUCAUUCAAUCAACCAUUCUUAAAGCGAGCGGCGUGCACGUAAUUGUUAUUGGAAUUGCUUUGACGGAUACAAACGAGCUUCAUCAGAUGGCAUCUGAACCUACAUCUGAAAAUGUAUUUAGUGUUGACGACUUCAGUGAGCUGUUUUCUAUCGAAGAUGUCAUCAAGAAUAAAUUCAUAGAAGAUUGUACAGAUACUCCAGAAAUGUUGAUGUGCGGAAAUACAAAGUAUGAUCCACAUGCUUAUGUUUGCUGUGAAGAGGAACUAGUUAUUAUAACAAGUCCGAACGCACGAACGUGCUGUGGUACGACCGGCCUUUAUGACGAAAUGUAUGCCGUUUGCUGCAGUGGUAACAUUAUCCAGAUAACUGCAGCAGGAAAAACAUCAUGCUGUGGAGAAACCAUACUCUAUAAUCCGUCGACCGAAACAUGCUGUGAUGGAAUUGUUCAGUCAAAUUCAGUUACAUGCUGUAGUAAUGAAAAAGUUGAUGUUGCUAUAGUGGCAGAUUCUUCUGAAAGUAUUGUAAUGUCGGACUACCAUUUCGAAAUGCUAUGGACACUGACAGAGAACAUUGUCAUGCAAGCUGAUGUAGAAUCUGAAAACGUUCGUAUUGCUUUAACUGUUUAUACUCAUAAAGUUUUUAAUGAGUUUUCGCUUCACAAGUACAAAACGCGUAACGAGAUGAUUGAGCACAUUAAUAACUUACCUACUCGUUCAGGAUCAACAAAUACAGGUGGAGCACUUGAAAACCUUUACACUAAUGUGUUCAAAACAUCGUCAGGAGAUAGAAAAAAUGUACAAAACGUUGCUAUUGUUAUCACUGAUGGUCAAUCCAUUAACGCAACUUACACAGCCGAUCAAGCAAACAAAGCAAAAUUAUCCGGAAUAAAUAUAAUUGCAGUCGGGAUUGAUGUAUCGGAAACAACAGAAUUGUAUGAAAUGGCAUCAUCACCAAAGGAAGAAAAUGUAUUCGUUGUUAACGACCAUAAUGAUUUAUCUGAUGUUGUCAGCGCCAUUAAAUCAAAAUUCUUCAGUCAGUGUAAACAAGGUAAAUAUAAGAACAAAUGGAAAAAAUAUUUAAUUUAA